Molecule: messenger RNA, 1572 nt
Organism: Penicillium brevicompactum
Lineage: Eukaryota; Fungi; Ascomycota; Eurotiomycetes; Eurotiales; Aspergillaceae
Exons: 1
Coding region: 1-1572 (523 amino acids)
Source: RefSeq, a predicted model, not a curated record
AUGUCUUACCGGAACGACUCGGAUAACUACGGCAGUGGAAACCAAAGCUCCGGCUUUGGUGGAAACGACUCCUAUGGAAGCUCAGACCGUCGUGGUAACGACUCUAGCUAUGGCAGCAACAACAACGACAGCUACGGUAGCAGCAACAACAACAGCUAUAGUAGCGGCAAUAAGUCUAGCUCUGGACGUGACAACGAUAGCUAUGGCAGCGGCAACAAUUCUUCAAGCUACGGUAGCAAGGACAACAGCGACAGCUACGGGAGCAGCAAGAAUGACAGCUACGGGAGCGGUAACAAAUCUAGCUCUGGUCGUGACAACGACAGCUAUGGCAGCGGCAACAAGUCUUCAAGCUACGGUAGCAAGGACAACAACGACAGCUAUGGCAGCGGCAACAAGUCUUCAAGCUACGGUAGCAAGGACAACAACGAUAGCUACGGAAGUAGCAACAAGUCUUCAAGCUACGGUAGCAAGGACAACAACGACAGCUAUGGCAGCGGCAACAAGUCUUCAAGCUACGGUAGCAAGGACAACAACGACAGCUAUGGCAGCGGCAACAAGUCUUCAAGCUACGAUAGCAAGGACAACAACGAUAGCUACGGAAGUAGCAACAAGUCUUCAAGCUACGGUAGCAAGGACAACAACGACAGCUAUGGCAGCGGCAACAAGUCUUCAAGCUACGGUAGCAAGGACAACAACGACAGCUAUGGCAGCGGCAACAAGUCUUCAAGCUACGAUAGCAAGGACAACAACGACAGCUAUGGCAGCGGCAACAAGUCUUCAAGCUACGGUAGCAAGGACAACAACGACAGCUAUGGCAGCGGCAACAAGUCUUCAAGCUACGAUAGCAAGGACAACAACGACAGCUAUGGCAGCGGCAACAAGUCUUCAAGCUACGGUAGCAAGGACAACAACGACAGCUAUGGCAGCGGCAACAAGUCUUCAAGCUACGGUAGCAAGGACAACAACGACAGCUAUGGCAGCGGCAACAAGUCUUCAAGCUACGAUAGCAAGGACAACAACGAUAGCUACGGAAGUAGCAACAAGUCUUCAAGCUACGGUAGCAAGGACAACAACGACAGCUAUGGCAGCGGCAACAAGUCUUCAAGCUACGGUAGCAAGGACAACAACGACAGCUAUGGCAGCGGCAACAAGUCUUCAAGCUACGAUAGCAAGGACAACAACGAUAGCUACGGAAGUAGCAACAAGUCUUCAAGCUACGGUAGCAAGGACAACAACGACAGCUAUGGCAGCGGCAACAAGUCUUCAAGCUACGGUAGCAAGGACAACAACGACAGCUAUGGCAGCGGCAACAAGUCUUCAAGCUACGAUAGCAAGGACAACAACGAUAGCUACGGAAGUAGCAACAAGUCUUCAAGCUACGGUAGCAAGGACAACAAUGACAGCUACGGGAGCGGCAACAAGUCUGCCUCUGGACGUGACAAUGAUCGCUAUGGCAGCGGCAACAACGACAGCUAUGGCAGCAGCAACAAUGACAACAGCUAUGGUAGUAGCAACACUGAUAGCUACGGCAGCCGGUCGAGUGGUCGUGACUCGGAUCGCUAUGACAAUUAG